AUGCUGAAAUUUCAAGACAUCCAAUCAAAACGUAGGGAGUCUUAUUUCACGAGUCGAGCACCGGGAUCGGGGUGUCCGGGGUGCACGGGCUCGGGUAAACAUCGCGUGCAGGUGUCGCGUCAGCGGCCGCUGAGCGCGCGGGCGGCGGCAGUUGCAAGCGCGCACGCGGCGAGCGAUGACGUGCGCGAGAGAUGUCGCGCGGCGGCGAGCGCGCGGCUCGUGACGCCGCGGCAUGUGAUGUUCAGACGGCACGCGCUGCGGCGGCGCCUGGCGGCCGCCGGCGCGCCCGCGGUGCCCGCCGACCAGCUGCGGCGCCUGGCGCGCGCCCUGGACGCCGGGCCCGCCGGCGCCGACUGCGUGCCCGCCGGCCACGCCGCCUCCCUGCUCCGCCUGGCCGUCACCCGCGCCUACAGGUUCCCCGACCUGCGAGACCUCGGCGAGCUCCGCAGGGCCCCCCACUGCGCCGACCAGCACUGCUGCAACCCUUACCACUGGAGCCGCCUCUGCAAACCCGAAACUCCCCCUCCCCCUUAUAGUCGGUUCGCAAUGGACGACUGCAAGCCUAAAGAGCAUGGUGAGAGCACAGAGGACGCAAGGAGGACCGACCACGAGCGGCUAGUGAGCGGCUCCCUCGCCACUGAUGGCGAAGAAAAGCAAACCUGGGAGACGGAAUGGUGCAGGCUAGCUUACUGGGAGCUGACCCAGCGCGUGGGCCGGCAAUUCGGCGUGCGCGGGCGCGCCGUGGACGUGUUCGGCGGCGCCUGCGCCUCCGGCCGCCGUGGGCUGUGCCUCGAUGCGCUGGACCAGCGGCCCGACGCGCCUCAAGCUGACCAGGUGCGAAAAACGCGGUCCAAAAUCGGUCUUGGCGUGACCCUCUCCCUAGAAGCGGACGGCGUCUGGCUCUACAACCGGAGCCAAGAGCCCGUGUUCGUCAGCUCGCCGGCGCUCGACGCGGCCGCGGCCAAGGCGCUGCUGGUGUGGCGCGUGGCCCCCGGCCACUGCCUGUGCAUCUUCGACCCCGCGUGCCCCCCGCCGGCCGUGUCCCUCCCGCACGUGGGCCCCGUGGACCCCCGCUCCGUGCGCAUCUCCUUCGCCAAGGGCUGGGGGCCCAAGUACUCCCGCAGGGACGUCACCGCGUGCCCCUGCUGGCUCGAGGUCCUCCUGGCCCCUCCGAGCUGACGCAAGGACUAAAGUGCUCUGGCCGGCUGCCGCUUUCGGGAACGCGACCCUUUUCGAUGUACUUAAAACGGUACUCCCGAGUACAAGUCUGAAAGACAAAUUGAUACUUACCUCGUGUCCCCGAAAACAGCAGUCACCACGGUGAACUCACAAACUACAGUGCAGUGCAAAGACAAUUUGAAAUGAACUCAUGUGAACGGUUUUUGUGUAUUGUUGGACUUAUUUAAUUUAAUUAAUUUAAGUGUACACUUGGGGACGUCGAAAAUAGAUCACAAUAUUUAAUUUUGCAAUCAUAUUUUUUAUUUUAUUUUCCUUAAAUAAUUUUUACUCAUAUCAAUAAAUAUUUAGACCGUUUUCUGUGUACCCAAGAGUAUAAUUUAUGAUAUUUUAGUGCAUCACACGCGUUGCACUACAAUCGGACGGAACCCUUAUUUAGGGUCAUUCUUACGAUCAAGUAGCGUGAUGUAUUUAUUCAUUUAUUAAAUCAAUAUGUUAUCGUUUACAAAUGUAAAUAGAAAUGAUUUUAAAUUAACCACGCGUACAUAAAUGAAGAGGCCUUGUAAUUUAUUUGCUAAAUGAAUUUCCAAAAAUGUGUACAGGCAAAAAAUAUUUAUGAGAAAACAUAGGGUAUAAAACCAUCUUCAUUUUCAUGACAUUCUCGACUGCAAUCAUGCCUCAUUGUUCAUUUAUCACCGGCUCGCAUGUUCAUCAGUUCGGCGACUCUCUCAGAUUGGACCAGCCAAUUUCGUCGAGGAGUUCCUAGUGCACCCGUUUUCUCCGCCACGGUAAUUAUGAGGCCUUACUCCGUGUAAUAAUGUACCAUAAUAGUCACUAUACAAUUUUCUGAAGUUGUAUAAUAUUGUAUAGAACUCGGCUUUAAGACAACGCGAGACUGUAUAUAUAAAAGUUAUAUGUACUAUAAUAUUUGUAAUAAACUAUUUAUAAUUAUGAAAUAUGCCUUACCUUAGAAUUUAAAUUAUUUAAGAUUAGUGUAUAGUCAUACUUCUUUUUUGUACAAAAAUAUUAUUUGACACAAUUUUGUAUUGCGAGUUGUAACAGUUUAUAAAUGUGAAGAAGGCUGUGUGAAAAGCAUUUCUAACCGACUUCAGUAAAGGUUAUCGUGAAAUGUAUCUCAGUACGUGUAUUGUGCGUGAUGGGAGCCACCACAGGAAAUCUAGUUUCGUUAGACAUAAUCACACAACGUUUUGAUCUUUUAGUUUUUAUAAUCGAAAAAGAUCUGCCAAUGUUAAAUUAAAUUUUAUUAAAAAUAGUGCAAUAUAAUUGAUUUUAAAAAACAUAGAUAGGUGAAUUGUCUAAAACAGAUUUUGAACAUUGUGCCUUGCGUUGUAUUCAGAUAUAAUAUAUAAAGUUAUAAUCCAAAAUUUAUACAUAAUAUGUAGGGUAAAUACAGUCAAUUUCACUGGCCUAUAAAAUAAGUCUAUAAUUAUAUACAAAUACGUAUAUGAAAGCUCGAAUUUAUGAGUGUACUGCUUAGAGACAAAGUGAGUUGACUUGACAAUAAGAUUUCAUUCUAGUCUUUAUAAAAAUCUUGCUUUGUCGUAUUACAUAAGUGUACUGGUAAUACGUAUGAACUGGCCAGUUAAAGAAUAAAAGCAAUAGUAAAAAAUGGUGCCCAAGGCGUGAGCUUGCAAGCGAAAAUUUAUGCAUCGACAUUUUUACUACAGCUUAGAAAAUGAUUUUUUUAUCCGUCAGUGCCAUGUUUAAAAUGCAAAGAUUUUCGUUUGCAAGAUUUUUUGCUGCUUCAUAUGUGCAAUGUUGCCCCGAAGAAUAUAACAGAUAAUAACAACAUCUAUGUGUAUUUUUUAGUCGUUCGACUGAUAAAUGCCAGUUGUGUUCUCGGACGGGAUAGCAUUGACACUUGAAUUGUUUUCUAUUUAUACCGCUGCGGCAACGAUACUCCUGGCCUACACCUCUCGUUAAGUUAUCGUUCUGUUCAUAGUCACAAAUGCAAGCACGAUUCCGUCGUUGUUGUAUGUCUUGGGAAUUCAUACAUCCGCUGUCCAAUCAUCGCGUUAGACUGAUGUAGCGCCUUAAUAAAUUAAAACAUAUUUUACAAUGUGUUAACUUUGUCUUUAAGAGAAAAACAGUGUUUAUAACUAAAUUAUAUAUUGGAAGUUGUUAUUUAGAACGUAAAAUAAGUUUUUAUACAAGUUGUCAAAAAAUUUGGUCAUAUUUUUCCGUGGCCGAAAGUGUACGGUUUCGAAAUUAAAUUAAAACACAUUGUUAAAAUAUGUUUUGCUGGUGUAAUAAUAAAUAAACUUAAUGAGAAAUUUAAUAAUUUAGGUGUCCCUAAUUCGCCAGUCUAGUUGCGCCUGCGACGAUGGAAGAGAUUAGGUUAUGAUAAAUUAUAAAUAAAGAAAGAUAAUAUUUUUAAAA
Molecule: messenger RNA, 3576 nt
Organism: Ostrinia nubilalis (European corn borer)
Lineage: Eukaryota; Metazoa; Arthropoda; Insecta; Lepidoptera; Crambidae
Gene: Dad
Product: mothers against decapentaplegic homolog 6
Exons: 5
Coding region: 1-1179 (392 amino acids)
Biological process (GO): SMAD protein signal transduction; regulation of transcription by RNA polymerase II; anatomical structure morphogenesis
Cellular component (GO): heteromeric SMAD protein complex
Molecular function (GO): I-SMAD binding; transcription regulator inhibitor activity
Source: RefSeq, a predicted model, not a curated record